Molecule: messenger RNA, 1239 nt
Organism: Penaeus monodon (black tiger shrimp)
Lineage: Eukaryota; Metazoa; Arthropoda; Malacostraca; Decapoda; Penaeidae
Exons: 5
Coding region: 1-1239 (412 amino acids)
Source: RefSeq, a predicted model, not a curated record
AUGAUUCAACCACGCCUAGCCCACAACCAUUCUCACACUGAUUCCUUUGGAUUCAACUAUCCAACUAGCUCAACCAGUGAGAAACCCACCUCUUGUGGUUCAACGCACCACCGUCUCAACCGUGAGAUAACAACCACGUCUUCAAUCUACUCCAUUUCUUCCACAGACUCUCCCGCUUAUACCACCUCCUCUAUGGAAUCAAGUACCUCUUCAAGUAUGGACACAACCACUUCUUCAACUUUUUUCCACAUCAUCUUUGGAUUCCACACUCCUCCAACUUACCUCACAUCAACUACCACCACUGAGGAAUCCAGCUCCUCUACUGACUCAAGUUUUCCACAGGCUCAGAAACCUCUUCAACAUACACUAACCUUCUUCAGCUCCAGCACCAGUGAUGAAACAACUACAUCUCCAAUCUUACUCCAGCUCUUCCACAGACUCUCCAACUUACUCCAGCUCCUCUAUGGAAUCAACUACCUCUUCAAGUACGGACACAACCCCUUCUUCAGCUUUUCCACAUCAUCCUUGGAUUCCACCACUUCUCCAACUGACAUCACCUCAACUACCACCACUGAGGACUCCAGCUCCUCUACUUACUCAAGCUCUUCCGCUCCAGCACCACUGAGGAAACACCACGUCUUCAAUCUACUUCAGCUCUUCCACAGACUCUCCAUCUUACCCUACUCCUCUAUGGAAUCAACCACCUCGUCAAAUGCGGACACAACCACUUCUUCAAGUUUGUUCACAUCCUCCUUGGAGUCGACCACUUCUCCGACUGACAUCACCUCAACUACCACCACUGAGGACUCCACCUCGUCUACUUACUCGAGCUCUUCCAUAGAAACCUCUUCAACACUCUCCAACUUACUUUACCACAACAUCCUUGGAUUCCACCAAUUCUACAACUUACCUCCCCUCAACCUACCACCAACUGACGAUUCCACCUCCCUCUACUUACUCAAGCUCUCCCACAGAAACCUCUUCAAACUUACACCAGCUCCUCUCUGGAGCCCACCAUUUCUUCUACUUUUCAAAGCUCCUCAUGGAUUCAACUUCCAGUCGACCACCUCUCCAACUGAUUCCUCUGUGGAUUCAACUACCUCACUAGCUCCCAGCACACUCCUCUAUGGAAUCAACUACCUCUUCAAGGACGGACACAACCACUUCUUCAAGCUCUUCCACAUCAUCCUUGGAUUCGACCACUUCUCCAACUUACCUCACCUCAACUACCACUACUGA